AUGGCUGCGUUCUUACAGUGGAGACGAUUUGUAUUUUUUGAUAAAGAGACAGUGAAGGACGCUGGAGAUAAUGGGAAAAACUUCGUCCUCCCCGUCGGCAUAUCGGCUUGUGACUCGGGCCGGGGCCACAUCGUUCUUGGAGAUAUCCUUUCAGUGUUUUCCAUCAUGUAAACAGUCUAGCUAGUUAGCUAUUGCUCGCUAACUUGCUGCACAGACACCCCUCCCUGCAAGCAGUCUGUCUAAGCAAGUGAGCUAAUAAUGCUUCCUAGUUAGCUCCAAGUAAGGAAAUUAUUAAUAAUGAUUGCAUUUAGCUAGUUAAAUGGUAACAUUUGAUUUGGCUAGUUUGCUAGCUGACUUUAGCAAACAGCCAGGACAUGAGCCUUAUUUAGUUAACUUGGUAAGAAGUUAGCCUUGGUACCAGUCCGAGAAAUUAGCUUGAGAGGAAUGAAUCAACAAUCUCAGACUGGCUCCCAGGCAUUCAAAGGCACAAUCAACGGAAUCAAUGGCCAUGUUCAAAUAGGCCCUAAAAUUACUGAUGCACCAAGUCUGAAACCAACAGGACCCUGAAAAUAUUCUACCCCCAAGCCAUAAGACUGCUAAAUAGUUAAUUAAAUAGUUUACAAUAGCUACCCGGACUAUCUGCUUUGACCCUUUUUGCACAAACUCUUUUGACUCAUCACAUACGCUAGGGCUUUUCAACUAUAUUCUUAUGGGGGCAAGAUUUGAAAAAGGUUAUUUACAGGGGGGCCAGACUUUUUCUACAUGGGAUUACUCUUCCUAAAACCGGUAUAAAAAAACAGUGUACAAACAAUUAUAAUCUUAUAAAGAUUAGCCUAAUUCAGUGCAUCAAAUUGUUUAAAUAACUGAACACAUUUGUACUUUUAAAACAGUUGACCUGCAUCACAUUAAGGCAUUUCUACUUUCCUGUCUGUUUUACAUACAGUGCCUUUGGAAAGUAUUCAGACCCCUUGACUUUUUCCACAUUUUGUUAGGUUACAGCCUUAUUCUAAAAUGGAUGACAUUGGAUCUUUGCCUCGAUCCUGACUAGUCUCCCAGUCCCUGCCACUGAAAAACAUCCCCACACAUGAUACUGCAACCACCAUGCUUCACCGUAGAGAUGGUGCCAGGAUUCCUCCAGACGUGAUGCUUGGAAUUCAGGCCAAAGAGUUGGAUCUUGGUUUCAUCAGACCAGAGAAUCUUGUUUCUCAUGGUCUGAGAGUCUUUAGGUGCCUUUUGGAAAACUCCAAGCGGGCUGUCAUGUACCUUUUACUGAGGAGUGGCUUCCAUCUGGCCACUCUACCAUAAAGGCCUGAUUGGUGGAGUGCUGCAGGGAUGGUUGUCCUUCUGGAAGGUUCUCCCAUCUCCACAGAGGAACUCUGGAGCUCUGUCAGAGUGACCAUCGGGUUCUUGUUCACCUCCCUGACCAACGCCCUUCUCCCCCGAUUGCUCAGUUUGGCCGGGUGGCAAGCUCUAGGAAGAGUCUUGGUGGUUCCAAACAUCUUCCAUUUAAGAAUGAUGGAGGCCACUGUGUUCUUUGGGACCUUCAAUGCUGCAGACAUUUUUUAGUACCCCUCCCCAGAUCUGUGCCUCGACACAAUCCUGUCUCGGAGCUCUACGGACAAUUCCUUUGACCUCAUGGCUUGGGUUUUGCUCUGACAUGCACUGUCAACUGUGGAACCUUAUUUAGACAGGUGUGUGCCUUUCCAAAUCAUGUCCAAUCAAUUGAAUUUACCACAGGUGGACUCCAAUCAAGUUAUAGAAACAUUUAAAGGAUGAUCAAUUGAAACAGGAUAGCAGAGGGUCUGAAUACUUAUGUAAAUAAGGUAUUUCUAUUUUUAUUAGUUUAUGAAUUUGCUAAAUAUUCAAAAAACCUGUGUUCGCUUUGUCAUUAUGGGGUAUUGUGUGUAGAUUGCUGAGGAUUUUAUUUUAUUUAACCCAUUUUAGAAAAGGCUGUAAUGUAACAAAAUGUGGAAUGUCAAGGGGUCUUAAUACUUUCCAAAGGCACUAUAGCUUCACAAUAGAGUUUUUAUUUACACAUAGGAAACCUUUUAUGCAUGGCAUAUCUCAGUUGAUCAGCAUUACAUUCUGUUCUAUUUUCUAUUUCUUUAUCACUUCAUUAUUUUCUCUCUUGUUUUUUUACACAGAAACCUUUUAUGCAAGACGUAUCCCAGCUUUUGCAGGGAAGUCUCUCUUCCCCCGCAUCAGUAGAGAACGGGUCCCUAUAACAAACUGCACCACCUCUGUGGGGACUUAAUCUCGUUGCGAAAUUAGCUUUCAGUUUAUCUAAAAACUCAGACAUCACGGGAGUGAUCUGUACUGAUGAUGACUGAAUAUAGUUGUGUAGGGAAAUUGAGCGUUUUAUUUGGGCUCAAAUCAGAGGAGAAAAUAACAAUUAUUUUGAAAAUAUGUUUUUCAAUCACAUCAAUAACCGUUUUAUCCCUCCCCUCAGAGUGCAAAUUUGGUUUGGUCUCUUGCGUUUUUAUGGGACUAAUAAUAAAGACGUCAUUAAACGGUAAAAAUGAAUUACCUUUUAAUGUGGCAUGAACACAACCCGACAUUAUAUUUUUAUGUGGUUGUCAAACAAAUCAGUUAAAAUAGUAGGCUAUCUGUGCAUGUUCUUCCACUCCAAAAUAAUCCCAGCAUCCAAACUGCAUGUAUACUCGUGCCAUUUGAUGAAUGGAAAACACCAAAAAAGUGUGCCAAAUGACAUUCAGUCCUGGGAAAAACGGGAUGGUCACCUUAACACUCACGGUCAACUUACUAGACUAGGCUACAAUGUGUAUUACCAUUAACUUCAAAUAGGCCUAGCAGUAGCCAGUUAUGUAGCGGUAAAAAAAUAGGUGGUUAAACUCCGAAAAAAGUAAUGCUCCCUAUACUGUCAAGGCAUUUUUCUGAAAAAGGUGGGUAAACGGCGUUUACUUGGGUUUACCUGCCACUAGGCCUACACCACUGCCGGUAGUCUACCAUCUCAGCCGAGGCAAUUUUACCCACAUGAACACACGCAGAACAGGUAGCCUACAUUCAAUAUAAUACAUGAGUUGAAUAAAAACAUGUUUUACACCCUAGUUCAUGAGUUGUCCAUAAUUUAUGAGUCUUCACAGAUCGUGUGACAUAAAACACUACUUUUCUUUCCUUACAUUAAUGACACUUAUGACAGUGUUAGGCUAUUUGUCAUUGUUAAGCAUUUAACAAUUGAAUUAGAACAUUGAACUUAAACCCUGUACGAAUCAUGGAUCUUGGAGAUCUCGGAAAAUGCACUGUAAGUGUAACUAUGCCUACGUAAUAUUUAAUUAUGAUUCGCCGUGAAAACAGUUCUCAUGGGCACACAAAUCCAAAAUAAUAUAGGCCUAUGCCAUUACAAAAUCGAAUGCUUCUAACCGAACGUUAAUCUCUUCUAACCGAAAGAGUCAUCUUAUAGGUCUACUGUCAUUAAUAAUAUAAAUAAUAAAGCUAAUAAAUGGUCUACUACUUCUGGCCACGGAUGGCAUGGAGAACACCAGUACCCGCCUGCACCUGAAAAACAAAGCAUUGAGCUCUCUAAACAGCUGACUGCAAACAUGGAUACAUCUAAUGCAUUGAAAUAAAGGCAUAUGCUAUUUUUAUCAAGGACGCAUGGCAAACAAAUGGAGAAAAUUAGGAAGUACAAAGGAACAUCUAUACGUAAAGGCACUCAGCUGAGGCCGACAUUCAGCACUACUGAGUGGACAGCGCCGUCACAUAGAAAUAAAUGGUUUAACAAGGGAUGUCAAACUCAUUCCAUGGAGGGCCUAGUGUCAAGCCCUAGACAACCAGGUGUGGGGAGUUUCUUACUAAUUAGUGACCUUAAUUCAUCAAUCAAGUACAAGGGAGGAGCGAAAACCCGCAGACACUUGGCCCUCCAUGGAAUGUUUGACACCUUUGGUUUAAACCAUGACAUUGAUGUGGGUGUGUUCGUUUCAUUUGGAAGCUUUUAUUUUCAUAUUUACCACUGUAAAACAUAUUUACCACUACAUUUUACAUUUUAAACAAAUAGGACAAUGGCUAAAUUAGCAUUAUUUAGAGCUAACGUCUCAUUCAGUGGAGCUGAGCCCCCCCUGGCUCCCCCGUAAUUCGCACCUUGCCUCCCCUGUAGUCCCAAAUUAAGUCCAUUCAAUUAAUUGAAGAUGUCGCUAAAGAACAAACAUCUGAUACGAACUCCUCAUCAAGUAAUUUCGCUAGAUAUGGCUUUCUUGUGGCGGCAAUUGCGGAGAAAAGCAACUAUCUCCUCCCUAACAUUUACAUUACAUUUACAUUUUAGUCAUUUAGCAGACGCUCUUAUCCAGAGCGACUUACAGUUAGUGAGUGCAUACAUUUUUAUUUUUUAUACUGGAAUCGAACCCACAACCCUGGCGUUGCAAAUGCCAUGCUCUACCAACUGAGCUACAUCCCUGCCGGCCAUUCCCUCCCCUACCCUGGAUGACGCUGGGCCAAUUGUGCGCCGCCCCAUGGGUCUCCCGGUCGCAGCCGGCUAUGACAGAGCCUGGAUUCGAACCAGGAUCUCUAGUGGCACAGCUAGCACUGCGAUGCAGUGCUUUAGACCACUGCGCCACUCGGGAGGGACCUCACAUGGGCUGCUCUCUUCAGAGCAUUAUUACCUUUACUUAGCCAUCGAACAUCCUUUAUGUAAAAGUAGGCUAGAUCAUGAUGCUCAGCAGACUACGAAACAAGCGAUGUUGCAGGCUAGAUGUUGAUUGGAUAAAGUUUAUGAUCGCCAUAACUGAGUCCAUGGUGUUUUUUAACUCACCGCUGAGUUAAGCGCAAAGCACACUCUGAUAUAUCAGGCAGUGUAGAGAUCUCAUCUGCGGUGAAAGAGCCGAUAGGCAGGCAGACAGACCUGUACCCAUGUAAGCAGCUCUGAUUGGCUGUAACUGGUAUGUUGGGUGAUAUAGAGGGGAUUCGAUUAAUCUCGCCGGGCGCCUGUAUAGGUGUGUUUUGCACCGGCUUAAAGUUGAUUGCAUUCGAUUUGGAACCGGGCGUGAGCCAAGUGCCUCGCUCAGUCCGACGACAAAGUCUGCUCAGAACAAAAGUGACGUAGGUUAGCACGUACACUAUGAGUAGGAUUCCGUGUUUUCACAUGGAAAGUGAUUGCUUUUGAUAAAAACGCUUUAUCUGCCUUCCCAAUGAAAACUAUAGAAAAUUCACACAUAUAUUUUAUGGAAAGGAGAUGUUGUAUGUUUCUUAUUUUUUUUGUCAUUUAGCAGAUGCUCUUAUCCAGAGUGACUUACAGUAGCAAUUAGGGUUAAGUGCCUUGCUCAAGGGCACAUCGACAGAUUUUUCACCUAGUCGGCUCGGGGAUUAGAACCAGCAACCUUUCUGUUACUGGCACAACGCUCUUAACCACUAAGAUACCUGCCGCCUCUGAAUGCUGGCUCAUGAUGCUUUGUUGAAAACAUAACCAAGCGGUGCAGAUUGCUGUUCGAUUUGAGCAGGGCGCUCGUCCCUCACCGACUUCGCCUGGCCACGUGACGGGCCAUAUGCCGUUUCAACCCAGGCCAGUUUAAUAGAAAUCUGCCAUUGAUUGACAGCACUUAAUGGGUGGGACUACAGGAAAAACUAUUAUACCAUUGGAGAAUAUUGAAUGAAGGCUCAUUUUGGCACUAAACAUCAGAUAAACAUUUGUUUUUAUGUUGUUUGUUUUUUGUCACUGACCUACACACAAUACCCCAUAAUGUCAAAGUGGAAUUAUGUUUUUAGAAAUUGUUACAAAUUAAUUAAAAAUGAGAAGCUGGAAUGUCUUGAGUCAAGUAUUCAACCCCUUUGUUAUGGCAUGCCUAAAUAAGUUCAGGAGUAAACAUUUGCUUAGCAAGUCACAUCAUAAUAACUUGCAUGGACUCACUCUUUGUGCAAUAAUAGUGUUUAACAUGAUUUCUGUAUGACUACCUCAUCUCUGUACCCCACACAUACAAUUAUCUGUAAGGUACCUCAGUCGAGCAGGGAAUUUCAAACACAGAUUCAACCACAAAGACCAGGGAGGUUUUCCAAUGCCUUGCAAAGAAGGGCACCUAAUGGUAGAUGGGUAAAACAAAAAUAAGCAGACAUUGAAUAUCCCUUUGAGCAUGAUGAAGUUAUUAAUUACACUUUGGAUGGUGUAUCAAUGCACCCAGUCACUACAAAGAUACAGUCGUCCUUCCUAACUCAGUUGCCGGAGAGGAAGGAAACCACUCAGGGAUUUCACCAUGAAGCCAAUGGUGACUUUAAAACAGUUAGUGUGUAAUGGCUGUGAUAGGAGAAAACUGAGGAUGGAUAAAAAACAUUGUAGUUACUCCACAAUACUAACCUAAUUGACAGAGUGAAAAGAAGGAAGCCUGUACAGAAUAAAAAUAUUCCAAAACAUGCAUCAUGUAUGGAACAAGGCACUAAAGUAAUACUGAAAAGAAAUGUGGCAAAGCAAUCAACUUUUUGUCCUGAAUACAAAGUGUUAUGUUUGGAGAAAAUCCAAUACAACACAUUAUUGAGUACCACUUUCCAUAUUUUCAAGCAUAUCGUGGCUACAUCAUGCUGUGGAUAUGCUUGUAAUUGUUAAGGACUGGGGAGUUUUUCAGGAUAAAAAAGAAACAGAAUGGAGCUAAGCACAGGCAAAAUCCUAGAGGAAAACCAGUUUCAGUCUGCUUUCCACAAGACACUGGGAGAUUAAUUCACAUUUCAGCAGGACAAUAACCUAAAACACAAGGCCAAAUCUACACUGGAGUUGCAUACCUAGAAGACAGUGAAUGUGCCUGAGGGGCCGAGUUACAGUUUUGACUAAAUCUGCUUGAAAAUCUAUGGCAAGACUUGAAAAUGGUUGUCUAGCAAUGACUAACAACCAAUUUGACAAAGCUUGAAGAAUUUUGAAAAGAAUAAUGGACAAUUUAUUGUACAAUCCAGAUGUGAAAAGCUCUUAGAGACUUAUCCAGAAAUACCCACAGCUGUAAUUGCUGCCAAAGGUGAUUCUAACAUGUAUUGACUCCGGAGUGUGAAUACUUAUGUACAGUGCAUUUGGAAAGUAUUCAGACCCCUUGACUUUUUUCACGUUUUGUUACAUUACAGCCUUUUUCAAAAAUUGAUUUAAAGAAAAAAUAUAUAUAAUAAUAAUGACCAAGCGAAAACAGGUUUUCUGACAUUUUUGCAAAUGUAUUAAAAAUAAAAAAACAGAAAUACCUUAUUUACAUAAGUAUUCAGACCCUUUGCUAUGAGACUCGAAAUUGAGCUCAGGUGCAUCCUGUUUCCAUUGAUCAUCCUUGAGAUGUUUCUACAACUUGAUUGGAGUCCACCUGUGAUAAAUUCAAUUGAUUGGACAUGAUUUGGAAAGGCAAACACCUGUCUAUAUAAGGUCCCACAGUUGACAGUGCAUGUCAGAGCAAAAACCAAGCCAUGAGGUCGAAGGAAUUGCCCGUAGAGCUCCGAGACAGGAUUGUGUCGAUGCACAGAUCUGGGGAGGGGUACUAAAAAAUGUCUGCAGCAUUGAAGGUCCCCAAGAACACAGUGGCCUCCAUCAUUCUUAAAUGGAAGAUGUUUGGAACCACCAAGACUCUUCCUGAGCUGGCCGCCCGGCCAAACUGAGCAAUCGGGGGAGAAGGGCGUUGGUCAGGGAGGUGAACAAGAACCCGAUGGUCACUCUGACAGAGCUCCAGAGUUCCUCUGUGGAGAUGGGAGAACCUUCCAGAAGGACAACCAUCUCUGCAGCACUCUACCAAUCAGGCCUUUAUUGUAGAAUGGCCAGACGGAAACCACUCCUCAGUAAAAAGCACAUGACAACCCGCUUGGAGUUUGCCAAAAGGCACCUGAAGGACUCUCAGACCAUGAGAAAUAAGAUUCUCUGAUCUGAUGAAGCAAGAUUGAACUCUUUGGCCUGAAUGCCAAGCGUCACGUCUGGAGGAAACCUGGCACCAUCCCUACAGUGAAGCAUGGUGGUGGCAGCAUCAGGCUGUAACGUAACAAAAUGUGGGGUCUGAAUACUUUCCGAAUGCACUGUAAAUUAGAUAUUUCUUUAUUUCAUUUUCAAUAAAUUUGCAAACAUUUCUCAAAACAUGUUUUCACUUUGUCAUUACAUCACUUUGGGGCAUUUUGUGUAGAUGGGUGAGAAAAAACAUGUAUUUAAUCAAUUUUGAAUUCAGGCUGUAACAACAAAAUGUGGAAUAAGUCAAGGGGUAUAAAUACUUUCUGAAGGCACUGUAUAUGUACAUAGCUACCUCAAUUACCUCGUGCCCCUGCACAUCGACUCGGUACUGGUACCCCGCGUAUAUAGCCAAUUUAUCGUUACUCAUUGUGUAUUUAUUCCUCGUGUUAUUAUUUUUAUAUUUUAAAAUUAUUUAUCAUUUUUUCUCUCUGCAUUGUUGGGAAGGGCCGUAAGUAAGCAUUUCACUGUUAGUCUACACCUGUUGUUUACAAAGCAUGUGACAAAUAAAAGUUGAUUUGAUGUACAGUAAUGCUGUGGAAGGCUUGCUUACACCAGUCCAGUCACGUCAUAAUAUAUUAUAUGCUAGCCAUGACUAAGAAUAGUACGUAUUUUCAUUGCUUGUACAUUACUCUUCUUAGUCCUAUGGCUAAUUAUAUGCAUUUUGAGAGUAUUCGAACAGGGCAUUGCCUUUGUAAUUCUCUCCCUAACUCCAUGCAAAUGGCCAUUUGUCUCUCCUGAUCUAUAUUGAUGCUUCCUUGACCCUGAAUAAAUUACAUAUGGACGGUCAGAUCUGGUUUUUGACACGCUCACUACAGUUGUCCUCCUUUCAGGCUUACAAGCUGCGAGUGACCCACCUGUACCAGCUCAAGCAGCACAGCAUUUUGGUCUCGGUUGGGCAGGACGAGCAAGGAAUUAACCCCUUGGUAAGAACAUUUGAAGGAUGUAUUUAAUACAGACUAUCAAAAAAAGAGUGUGUUAGUUGGUUAUUUGUGAACUGUUAUUAAAAACCCAGCUGUUUCCCAGGUGAAGGUAUGGAAUCUGGACAAGCGAGACAGCGGGAAUCCUCUGUGUACCAGAAUAUUCCCAGCUAUUCCUGGGAACAAGCCAACAGAGGUGUCCUGCCUCACUGUACACGAGAACCUCAACUUUAUGGCCAUUGGUAAGCAGCAUUUCUUCAGCACUACCUAUCAGUCAGCUGUAGUUUAGAUUUGGGUUUGACAUUUGUGUUUGCUCCCUGAUAUAAAUCGAUAAUCCCCAUGUCCUUGCAGGCUUCACAGAUGGCAGUGUGGUGUUGACAAAGGGUGACAUCACUCGGGACAGGCACAGUAAAACCCUGACACUGCAUGAGGGCACCUGUCCAAUCACGGGCCUUGCUUUCCGUCAGCAGGGCAAGGUCACUCACCUAUUUGUUGCCUCUCUGGAAAAAGUCCACGUAAGUAAUUCGAGUUUUCCAAUGCCACUCUGAUAAGUGAAGUCCUUACAAUCGCUUUUGAGAUCAAUUCAGUCAAUUCAGGAUAUCAAUGUAAAUUACAAUAAAAUAUUUGAAAAGUGCCACAUAUUUUCAAUGAGGAUUUGAAUUGAUAGAUUUGAAAUGGCAUUGACCCCAAGCCUGUCACCAAACUACUAUUACCUUGGAGCAUAAGCACUAACUUGCUUCUGUUUCAUUUGGUGUUGUUUUACCCCCAUGACUAGUGCUACACUUUGAUGGUGAAAGAGUACCCUAAACUGGAGCUGGACACCCACGGCUGUGCGCUGCGUUGCUCUGCGCUCACAGACCCCUACCAGGACUCCCAGUUCAUCGUCGCGGGGGACGAGUGUGUGUACCUUUACCAGCCCGACGAACGGGGGCCCUGUUUCGCUUUCGACGGGCACAAGCUGCUGGCCCACUGGCACCGGGGAUACCUCCUGCUGCUCACCAGGGACACCAAGUCUCCCAACAAGUAAGAACAACUCCCUCAGAUGCUGGCACAGCAGCCAUUUCUAUUGAGCGGGUCCCCUAAGGUUCAAGGCCAGGGUCAGUAAGAGUCUUUAUUUAUUACAACAAUGAAACACAACAGUUUUAUACUAAAUCUAUUUAUGUUGAAUUGGAAAAACGCAGUAGGUUGUAUUUUCAACCAAACCACCCAUGCAUAUUUUCAGGUGAUAUAACUAUAUUAACUCCUAUGACAAUGUAUUGAAUACAAGUUCUGUACUAAGGUCUGAAUUUGGGAGCAGAGAGACGUCUCCGUCGGAGAAGCAAACCUUGACUAUCUACGACCUGGACAACAAGUUCAUUGCCUACAGCGCUUCCUUUGACGACAUCAUUGACGUUCUGGCCGAAUGGGGCUCUUUCUACAUCCUGACUCGGGACGGAAAGAUGUUUGUUCUGCAGGAGAAGGACACUCAGACCAAGCUAGAGGUGAGCCCAAAGUACACUGACUGACGUCAUGCCUUCUUUUCCCCUCAAACGUAUUAUGUUACACUCUGUACCGUAUUGAACUGGAAUCUGGAGGGCUACAGGUUUUAGAUCCCAGGUAUUGUUUACUGCCGUUGUGCCAUUGAGUAAGGCACUUAACUCUUCAAUCUGUCUUUAGAUGCUAUUCAAGAAGAAUCUGUUUGUGAUGGCCAUAAACCUGGCUAAGAGCCAGCACUUGGACAGCGACGGGCUAUCUGAGAUCUUCAGGCAGUACGGUGACCACCUCUACGUGAAGGGGGACCACGACGGAGCCAUCCAACAGUACAUCCGGUAAUGCUCACCCAGGGGUCGAUGCAUCUAACUUCAACUUCAUAAUACAUAGUUAAUAAUGAUAAAUAGGAUUUAUAUACAGUUUUUGUAAACCCCAUGUCAUGUCAUAGAUGCUGAUAUAGUUAAUAUUAAACAUGGUAUUUUAUAGACAAGUAAUCCCAUAGAGUUGGGAUUGUAUAACAUCAAUAAGGAAAUGUGUAAUGUAUAUAUAUUCACUUUGUAGUGUGUCUUUGGUAUGCAGAAAAAGUGACCAGUGGUUAAUGCUAAUUGAAACCACUUGGUUAUUGUUUUAUGGGUUGUGCCAUGUUUGCUAUCUUGCAAAAAGUACUGACAGCUACCGACCCUUGUCUUAUCCAAUCAAGUCCUGUUGACAUGAUCAACAAGCCGCAUUCACUAAUCCUUAAGCAUUUCUGUCAGUUGGAAUCUUGGUGGGGAUAUGUGAGAGGAGGUCAGUGUUUCCCCUACCUUUGUAUAGGCAAGGUGGGCUCUCCCAAAUUGGGCUUCAAAUGCUUUAAAUUGAACAUGAUGGUAUCAGAGGAAAACAAUGGAAAGCAAACCCUAGCGGUGUUUAAUUGAGAGAAAAUGGGUUUUGUGCUCCAACAGUGGGCGUAGAGGGGCUGCCUAAAAUAUGUACUGAAUGCGGACAGAAGGCAGCACCAAAAGCCUGUAUUUUUUUUUUUUUGUCAUUUAGCAGACGCUCUUAUCCAGAGCGACUUACAUGAGCAAUUAGGGUUAAGUGCCUUGCUCAAGGGCACAUCGUCAGAUUUUUCAUCUAGUCGGCUCGGGGAUUAGAACCAGCGACCUUUUGGUUACUGGCACAACGCUCUUAACUACUAAGCUACCUGCCGCCCAGCUACCUGCCGUGUUCCAUCAUAUGUCCAUUGAAAACGCAACCUCUCUGCCCUCCCUCCCUUAGCACUAUCGGGAAGCUGGAGCCCUCUUACGUGAUACGUAAGUUUCUGGAUGCUCAGCGGAUCCACAACCUAACGGCCUACCUGCAGGCUCUGCACUGGAAGUCGCUGGCCAACGCCGACCACACCACCCUGCUUCUCAACUGCUACACCAAGCUCAAGGACAGCUCUAAGCUUGAAGAGUUCAUCAAGGUUAGCAUUUAUACUGUAAACCAAGGGUUGGUCUCCAACUCCGGUCCAGGGGUUAGCUGUGUAUGCAGGCUUUCAUUCCAGGCCUUCAGCUAAUCAUGGUCCAGACUAAAGUCUGGGAUUAGUUGAAGCAGGUGUGUUAGUGAUGGCUUGGAACAAAAGCAUAUACACCCAGUUGCUCUCAAGGACUAGAAUCAUUGCCCUGAGAAGGAUUCAGAAUACCAUUUUGGGUAAGAAACUGAUGAUAGUAAUAAUAAUAUAUGCCAUUUAGCAGACGCUUUUAUCCAAAGCGACUUACAGUCAUGCGUGCAUACAUUUUUAUGUAUGGAUGGCCCCGUGAAUAGACAUUGAAUCCACAAAUAUGUACGACAUCAUGCACGUAAGGUCUCUCAGCGCUCUGACAUAAUUUCAUUUCCCCUUCGACCACCUUCAGAGCAGCGAGAGCGAGGUCCACUUCGACGUGGAGAUCGCCAUCAAGGUGCUGCGCCAGGCAGGCUACCACAGUCAUGCCGUCUUCCUGGCCGAGAGGCACCAGCACCACGAGUGGUACCUGAAGAUCCAGCUGGAGGACCUGAAGGUAAUAGAGAUUAGAAAGUAGUAGAGGAUGUAGUACUGUUAAGAUCAGCCAUCUGGGCUAGAUAUAUAGACAUCGGGUCCCCCCUAGCUCACAUGGCCUAUCUGACAGAUCUCUUAAUCUUGUCCCUGAUAAGAUAAGCUAGGUGAGCUUUGAGUCUGUCUCAGGCUGUUGGACAAUGUUGAAAUGAGCAGCAAUGUCAUUUGAUGGUAUUUAGAUAGGAGUAAACAAUAAAUUAUGUUAUGAAUGAAGGCUUCCCCAGGAUGUUGCAUUACUGAAAUUCAGAGUCAAAAUCGACAUUAAGGAUAGUUUUAACAUCCUUGAGCAGCAGGGUGUUGUGGUAGGCGUUGGCCAGAGACUUCCGUGCAUGGCCUGCAGGUUGGCCAUCAGGUUUUAGAUCCGCUGAGCAUCCAGAAACGUACGUAUCACGUAAGAGGGCUCCAGCUUCCCAGCUGAGUUGCGUUUUCAAUGGACAUAUGAUGGAACACAACGGCACAGGCUUUUGGUGCUGCCUUCUGUCCGCAUUCAGUACAUAUUUUAGGCAGCCCCUCUACUCCCAUUGUUGGAUCACAAAACCCAUUUUCAAAUUACAAUGUAUGAUUAUAAUUGGACAAAGAGCCUCUUCUCCUACCCUUGGGUAAAGUCAAUCCGAUUUGAACAACCCUUCACCGAAAUUCAAACCCCUUUGUCUCCCUCCUCUAUGUUCCAUACAGAACUACCAGGAGGCCUUGCGCUACAUUGGGCGACUUCCCUUCGAGCAGGCAGAGAGAAACAUGAAGCGCUACGGCAAGACCCUGAUGCACCACGUCCCUGAUGGCACCACACUGCUCCUCAAGGGCCUGUGUACCGACUACCAGCCCAGCUGGGACACCGCAGACAGAGACAGCCUGGACAGGGGCCCGGCGGCGGCCAACAAGGUCAGCCGGUUAGCCGUUAGCGGUUAACCUCACCAGGCAGCCACAUCACCUGGGCAGCCGAGCACGAAGCCCAUUAGUCCUAGCAACACUAGUCUAGCAGUAUUAGCACUUCACUUUGGAUUUAAGAUCCUUUCUCUAAUUAAAAUGGCUUUAUCAAUUUAGUCUAAGACAAGGAAUACAGCUUAUAUUGAGAAGGAUGGUACUAUUUCUAAUGGUUAUAAUGAUAAAGUUAUGCUAAAAUGCAUAUAUCAUGGAAUAGUAAUAACACUACUCAUUGUAGUGGUCAGAACCUGGUAAUAUCAGGAUGUAGGACGGGACAUAAACCUAACAACUUCAAUGGCCCAAAGUUUGGUUCAAAUUGGAUGUUACGUACUAUAUCUAUUGAAUAUGAUAUGAAUCCUAUACAUUUAAAUGGCCAAUUUAGGUGCAAUCAAUUAGCAGACAUUUUUUCAGAGAUCAAAUUAUAUUUCAACACAAUAAUGUUGCAGGAAUGCUAAUCUUAUCCGUUUCUAACUACAGAAAUGAUUUCAAAACAAUCUGAGAUGGUGGGUGUCAUGGCUUGAUGAAAUUACAUGGAACAACCCUGUACCUUUAUCUCCCAGGCCAAUUCAGAGGAGUUCAUCCCUGUGUUCGCUAAUAACCCGCGGGAGCUAAGGGCCUUCCUGGAGCACAUGAUGGAGGUGGAGCCCUUCUCCUCUCAGGGGGUGUAUGACACGCUGCUAGAACUACGGCUGCAGGACUGGGCACAUGAACAAGACCCUGAGGUGAUGGGAACACACACAAACACAUAUUUGUACUGAAAACCGCGACAUGUUCAGUCAAACAACCUAAACUCAUAUAGAUAUACAUUUACAAAAUGCUACAAAUGAAAUAUUAGAUGACAUACCUGCAGCCUAAAUGACUUUGACGUAAGUUUUCAGAAUAAACACCUUUCCUCACCUUGUAGUGUCACCAAUUCAUGUUAAACUAUUUAUGUGUUUUGUCUGGAGUAUCAAAUGUAUUUCUUUUGUCUGGUAUGUCAUCUUUCUAUUUUUUCUGGCAGAGGAAGAAGGUCCUGCAGGGGGCAGCACUGUCGUUGCUGAGGAGCGACAACACCGUAUUUGACAAGGCACUCGUCCUGUGCCAGAUGCACAACUUCAAAGAAGGGGUCCUGUACCUCUAUGAGAAGGGCAAGCUGUGAGUCUUCCUGUCUCUAAACCUUUGCAGUCAGAAACACAUGAGCCCAAUUCCAAUAUUUCUGCUUCUCUCUGAAGUGUACAUUCGUUCACUCCACCUCGUGGAUUUAAAACCAUGGGAUUGGUGUAGCCGGAUUGUCUACCAUUUAACACCAAGAUCCAACGCUUUAAAAUCCAUGAUGGAGAGUGAACAAGUGCAGACUUUGGGGACUUCAUUGGUGUGUACUGAUAUUAAAUAUUAUUAUCAAUGAUGUCAUUUGAAUGAUGUUGUUGAUGAUGUCAUUCUCUCUUUAGGUACCAGCAGAUCAUGCACUACCACAUGCAGAACGAGGAGUACGGCAAAGUGGUGGAGGCCUGCAAGCGCUACGGUGACCAGGAAGUGUGCCUGUGGGAGCAGGCGCUGGGCUACUUUGCCCGCAAAGAGGAGAACUGCAAGGCCUACAUCAGCCAAGUCCUGCAGCACAUCGACCAGAACAACCUGAUGCCUCCCUUAUUGGGUGAGCGUGAGCUGGUGGCCGUUUUUCUCAGUAUUUCUCCUUCUCUGUAGAUUAAGACUGGGGCUUUCUGUCGAGAUUUGCCUAGUAGUCACUGCCUGAAUUUUAUCAGACCUCACCAACUUAAAAGUAACUCAAGUGUUCUUUGCAGUUUCCUGCCUUCGCUUCCUUCCUGUUAAUGAAUGUCUCACUGGCUAGAGUGUUUCUGUUCUGUUUUGACUGCAUGGCUAACCUCAAAUCAAUGGAUGAAAACUAGUAGUGAUUUUUUAAUGUCAUAUGCACACAUCUAUGAUAAACUUGCCAGUUGUUGGGUUAAGUAACCUAUAGGGCUUUAUAUGUUAAUAGGAAAAGUAAUUGGAGCAUUAUAACAGAGUUUGAGAAUUUUAUUGGGCACUGUUGCUAAGUUUUGUGUGUAUGUAUGUGCUUGUGUGUCUGUCUAUGCGCAUGUUGGUCCACAGUGGUGCAGACGCUGGCACACAACUCCACGGCUACACUGUCGGUCAUCAAGGACUACCUCAUCAACAAGCUGCAGAGGGAGACACAGCAGAUCGAGGACGACGAGCGCAAGAUCUGCCAGUACCGUGAGGAGACUGCCCACCUCCGCACCGAGAUCCAGGAGCUUAGAAGCAGGUGAGGGACAGGAAAAUCAUAGCCAAAAUCCAGUCCAAAAACAACCCCUAUCCCCUAGAGCUGGGUCAUGUUCACAACUGGAGUUUCCUCCAUAUUCCAUCCAUCCAGUUGUUUGACAUCUAUGUGGGGCGAGAAGUGUCUAGGAGUGGAGGCUAAGGGCAGUCCUGCGCACUAAGAUACACAAACACAAUCUACAUUUGCUUGAUGGCUGAACUUUGAAGCAAAUGUAACUAUAUUUGGAAUGUGUUUUUAGUACUGUAUUUUGAAAGCUUGAUUUGACCUCCCAAAGACCAUUCAUUGAAACUGUACUGAUUUCGAUGUAUUUUCUUGUUUCUCUCUCCACCUCUUUUCUCACUUACAGUGCAAAGAUUUUCCAGAAGACCAAGUGCAGCAUGUGUAACAGCCCCCUCGAGCUGCCCUCUGUUCACUUCCUGUGCAGUCAUUCAUUCCACCAGCACUGCUUCGAGAGCUAUGCCGAGAGCGAGGCCGAGUGUCCCACUUGUACACCGGAAAACCGCAAGGUCAUGGACAUGCUGCGUGCCCAGGACCAGAAGCGAGACCUGCACGACCACUUCACCAGACAGGUGAAACACACACACAAAUAAAUACUUUAUUUGAAUCACCAAUCAAAUGUACAUUAAAAAAGGAUCCAAACAUUUCAAAGGUCUCUGUAUGCAGGGCACUCAAGGGUACAGAAAGCACCUCCUUCUUCAAACAGCUAGGCUGCCCACGACAGCUGAAACAGUGCAGUACCUAGCCAACUGCUUUGCCCGUAAUCUGGAGGCCUCACACUGCAAGCCUGUGUACGUGGCCGAGACUGUCAAAUAUCAGCGCCACCAGCUUGUACCUACACCCGGGGUUGUCAAGCGUGCCACGAGGGGCUGGUAUUUAAGAAGCUCAUUGGCAAAGGCCUGCUCCAUGUUGCAGUCAAAUGAGCAGCCCACUUACAAAAUGAAUGCUUCCCCCCACAACAACCAUAUUUGGCGUAUUUGGCACACAGCAAAAUACAUCAUCAUACAACAUCAAACCAGCUUCCUCUUACACAAGAAUGCUUAUGGAUUCGCUGACUAUCAGGUCGACAAGACGGUCAUGUUUAGCGAUGUACAAAGCCUUGUAUGGACAGCAAUCAUUCACAACAUGGGCAAUGGACUCCAUUACAUUUGACUCAUGUAGAAUACAAAAUGGGUCAUGGUUUGCAGGGUACCAGAGUGCUAGAUUACACACACACACACACACGGAAAUACCCUCUUUGCUUGUCUUUUCUCUUUCUGUCUCUCUUCUCUCCCUCUUGUGUUCGAAUAUGCUAUAUUGGCACGACAUAAAACUACAAAGUUUUGUAUAGUGGUCAAUUCAUUGAAUAAGAAGUAGUAAUAGUGCAACAAUUAAUACACUGCUCAAAAAAAUAAAGGGAACACUUAAACAACACAAUGUAACUCCAAGUCAAUCACACUUCUGUGAAAUCAAACUGUCCACUUAGGAAGCAACAAUGACUGACAAUAAAUUUCACAUGCUGUUGUGCAAAUGGAAUAGACAACAGGUGGAAAUUAUAGGCAAUUAGCAAGACACCCCCAAUAAAGAAGUGGUUCUGCAGGUGGUGACCACAGACCACUUCUCAGUUCCUAUGCUUCCUGGCUGAUGUUUUGGUCACUUUUGAAUGCUGGCGGUGCUUUCACUCUAGUGGUAGCAUGAGACGGAGUCUACAACCCACACAAGUGGCUCAGGUAGUGCAGCUCAUCUAGGAUGGCACAUCAAUGCGAGCUGUGGCAAGAAGGUUUGCUGUGUCUGUCAGCGUAGUGUCCAGAGCAUGGAGGCGCUACCAGGAGACAGGCCAGUACAUCAGGAGACGUGGAGGAGGCCGUAGGAGGGCAACAACCCAGCAGCAGGACCGCUACCUCCGCCUUUGUGCAAGGAGGAGCACUGCCAGAGCCCUGCAAAAUGACCUCCAGCAGGCCACAAAUGUGCAUGUGUCUGCUCAAACGGUCAGAAACAGACUCCAUGAGGGUGGUAUGAGGGCCCGACGUCCACAGGUGGGGGUUGUGCUUACAGCCCAACACCGUGCAGGACGUUUGGCAUUUGCCAGAGAACACCAAGAUUGGAAAAUUUGCCACUGGCGCCCUGUGCUCUUCACAGAUGAAAGCAGGUUCACACUGAGCACAUGUGACAGACGUGACAGAGUCUGGAGACGCCGUGGAGAACGUUCUGCUGCCUGCAACAUCCUCCAGCAUGACCGGUUUGGCGGUGGGUCAGUCAUGGUGUGGGGUGGCAUUUCUUUGGGGGGCCGCACAGCCCUCCAUGUGCUCGCCAGAGGUAGCCUGACUGCCAUUAGGUACUGAGAUGAGAUCCUCAGACCCCUUAUGAGACCAUAUGCUGGUGCGGUUAGCCCUGGGUUCCUCCUAAUGCAAGACAAUGCUAGACCUCAUGUGGCUGGAGUGUGUCAGCAGUUCCUGCAAGAGGAAGGCAUUGAUGUUAUGGACUGGCCCGCCCAUUCCCCAGACAUGAAUCCAAUUGAGCACAUCUGGGUCAUCAUGUCUCGCUCCAUCCACCAACGUCACGUUGCACCACAGACUGUCCAGGAGUUGGCGGAUGCUUUAAUCCAGGUCUGGGAGGAGAUCCCUCAGGAGACCAUCCGCCACCUCAUCAGGAGCAUGCCCAGGCGUUGUAGGGAGGUCAUACAGGCACGUGGAGGCCACACACACUACUGAGCCUCAUUUUGACUUGUUUUAAGGACAUUACAUUAAAGUUGGAUCAGCCAGUAGUGUGGUUUUCCACUUUAAUUUUGAGGGCGACUCCAAAUCCAGACCUCCAUGGGUUGAUAAAUUUGAUUUCCAUUGAUAAUUUUUGUGUGAUUUUGUUGUCAGCACAUUCAACUAUGUAAAGAAAAAAGUAUUUAAUAAGAUUAUUUCAUUCAUUCAGAUCUAGGAUGUGUUGUUUAAGUGUUCCCUUUAUUUUUUUGAGCAGUGUAUAUCAAGUCUGAGGUUCAAUAUAAAAUUCACUAAUAAAUAUUUAAUUUAAUUUACCACUAAAGAUCUCCAUCUUUCUUUCAGAACUGAUGUGUAGGCUACUACUUCUCUAUCAUGGCUCACUUUUUAUUUCUAUGCAUUUCAGCUGCACUGCUCCAACGACGGUUUCUCUGUGGUGGCGGACUACUUUGGCCGCGGGGUGUUCAACAAGCUGACCCUGGUCACCGACCCUCCGGGCAGCAAGGCGGGAAGCCUGGAUGUAGACCUGCAGAGGGACCUUCUCAUCCACACCAAGAGGAAGACUUGAGGGCCACAGGGCCCAACAGACGUGGCUUGCAACCCUACACUAUUACCCUUUUCACACAAUCAUGCUGACCCAAACCAAACUGGGCUGGCUCUGAUAUUUUAUUUUCAAGAUUGUCCUUUUCAGUGCGGUUGGUUGGCUUGGUUUAGCUCUGUAGUGUGAAAAGCCCUUAGGUGCUGUGUUAUACGGCGGUUGUUAAAACGCGCUUCUGCUCAAGCUAAGAAUUCACUACUAUACCCAGCUGCAGAGCAGCAGACCCUCUGUUCAAUGGGAACCCUGACCCAUAGUGCUUUGUUCUGUAGUUCAGGAUGCCACACAAUAUUUAGUCAAGAUGAAUCCGAGUCAGACUCCUGUUGCAACACCAGUAAGAGAUGUGUUGGUAGUUUCUGUUGCUAUGCCAGGUGUUUCUUGAAUGUGUGAUGUUCUGAUGCAUGUUACUUAACACGUCUGUGCAUCUGGGUUGUUGUGUUCAUUAGGGCAAAUAAUUGAAAACAUUUUUUAAAUGCUUUGCACCGGAAAAUGAAUAUGAGCGUUUCUUAUUGGACAAGUCCAGUUAGUCCCUGUUUUCUUCCAUUUGGUACCUAAUAAACACAACCCUGGUCCAAGCACUGAGCACAGAGGUUCAGAAGAAUGAAGGGUUGUUGGAAGGAUUGUUUCAUGCGCUUGAUUUAUGUUUAUUGUAUAAUGUACAGUACCAGUCACACCUACUCAUUCAAGGGUUUUUCUUUAUUUUGACUAUUUUCUACAUUGUAGAAUAAUAGUGAAGACAUCAAAA
Coregonus sp. 'balchen' is the source of this 19548-nucleotide messenger RNA. NCBI's taxonomy places the organism in Eukaryota, Metazoa, Chordata, Actinopteri, Salmoniformes, Salmonidae. The record is from the annotation of a GenBank genome assembly.